AUGCCUCCUACAUGGUUUCCUCCUACAUGGUGGCAUUUUUAUCCUAAUGGCUACCUUUGCGGUCUAUGUUUAAAUUACUGUGAUAUAUAUGGAAUACAACUAAGUGACGAACAAAAUAAAAAACUAACUGAACGCAAAAAUAAACGAAUGACUUACCCACAGGAUCCAAAUAUUGAUUACCUUCAACACAUAGAUUUUUUAAAUAGGAAUCUUCGAUUUAUGAAAAUUGAUGAUACUCAGGAUACAAAUUCCCAGCCUGCGCAAAAUAAUGAUAGUCAAACUCCUCAACAAAUUGUUCACAAUAUGAAUCAACAUACCCAUACACAAUCUAACAUUAAUCAUAUCAACGGUAUCAACGAUCAAAGCCCUCAACAAAUUGUUCACAAUAUGAAUCAACACCAGCAUGCACAAUCCAAUUUUAAUCAUAUCAACGGUCAAACCCAUCAACAAAUUGUUCACAAUUUGAAUCAACAUAUCCAGCAUGCACUAUCCAACUUUAAUUAA
Messenger RNA from Racocetra persica, 504 nucleotides. The record is from the annotation of a GenBank genome assembly. Lineage: Eukaryota; Fungi; Glomeromycota; Glomeromycetes; Diversisporales; Gigasporaceae.